Epinephelus fuscoguttatus (brown-marbled grouper) is the source of this 1806-nucleotide messenger RNA. Its product is annotated as caspase-8-like. Gene Ontology annotation, molecular function: cysteine-type endopeptidase activity. Gene Ontology annotation, biological process: proteolysis; negative regulation of extrinsic apoptotic signaling pathway via death domain receptors. Lineage: Eukaryota; Metazoa; Chordata; Actinopteri; Perciformes; Serranidae. The transcript is spliced from 6 exons. The coding region runs from base 488 to 1666 and encodes 392 amino acids. The record is from RefSeq and is a predicted model, not a curated record.
CCCCAGGUCCCAAUCUGAUUGAGUAUUCGUGGGACGUGCCUGUACCCCAGAGGUACCCCCAAUCCAAAGUGGGGCCUUUUUGGUUCAGACUUGGCUCUGAUAUGUCAAGGCAUGGACAUGGGACCUCUGGGGUGUGCUUUGGAGUCUGGCACUGGGGCGUUGGCAGUGGAUCCUUUGAGACCUGUCGGUUGUGAGGUGGGGUACUGGCAUGUCCCAUGGAUGCUUGAUCAUAUUGGGAUCUGGGGAAUUUGGAGGCCAGGUUGAUGCCUUGCACUCUUUGUCAUGUUCCAUGGGCAAUUUCUUAGCAUUGUUUGUGGUGAGGAAUAGUGCAUGUUCUGCUGAGGGAGGGGCCCUGCCAUCGAGGAGUGUUAUUGCCAUGAAGUGGGGUCCGCAGUGGUGUUUGGAUGAGUGAAGUGCUUCAAGUGGCACCCAUGCCAGGACCAAAGGUUUCCCAGCAGAGCAUGGCAUUGUAACGAGAUGAUUCAGCAUGUCGGCCAAAGACACAAUGAGACGUAAUAAGACAACCAUCCAGACGACUCUGUGUGGAGACCACAGGCUUGUCCUCAACAAAGUUCAUGAGAACAACCUGAUAACUAGUCGUGAGUACAACAACCUUAAAAGCAUCAACAAAGAAGAUGUAGAGGGUCACGUCGUUGAGCUAGUGGAUAAGAUUAUGAACAAAGGAGAAGACAGCUGCCAAGCCUUUCUGAACCUUCUGCAAACUGAUGACGACAUUAAAACAACUUUCCCGGAGCUGAAGAACAUACAGCUGAACGACCCCUGCCUUUUACCUACGCCAGUCCAGGCUGCUUCAGUUGACGACAACAGUGAUGUUCUGCCACGAGACAACAAGAGGCGAAAGAAGGAUGAGCAGUAUGAGUUGAACAGCCAGCCUACCGGCCUCUGUGUGAUCAUAAACAACGAGUUUUUCAUGGAUAACACAUCAAGAAGCGGAACUGACAAAGAUGCUCAAAGUUUGGCGGAGGUCUUCAGCUGGCUUGGGUUCAGAGUGCUGAUGUGUAAAGACCAAACCAAAGACCAGAUGGAUCGCGCACUGCAUUGCUUUGCUGCCCAGAGCGACCUCUCUCAGCUGCAGGAGUUCAGUGUUCAGGAGUGGUCUGGCAGCGGAUUCACUGAUCUCCAGGAGGCUCCUAAGCAUGGCGAUGCCUUCAUCUGCUGUAUUCUCAGUCACGGACACAAGGGUGUUGUCUUUGGGAUUGAUUGGCAGCCCCUCCCCAUUAAACAAAUAACUAGAACUUUCAAGGCGACCGAUCAGUCGCUCCUCACCGGGAAGCCCAAAGUGUUCCUGAUCCAGGCCUGCCAGGGAGGACUAAUGCAGCGAGGAGUGUUAUUAAAAGAUCUGCAGGCUGAUGAUGCUCCCUUACUGUCCAUCCCUGAGGAAGCUGAUGUUCUGGUCGCCAUUGCCACUGUUGAAGACCAUGCGUCAAUUAGACACAAAACAUAUGGGAGCUGGUUUAUCCAGAGCGUAUGUCAGGAGCUGCGGGAAGGCUGUCCGAGGAGUGAAGACAUUACCACCAUCCUCCACCGAGUGAAUGAUGAGGUAGCCCGUAAAGAGGGAAGCAGUCAACCUGGUAAAGUGAAGCAGAUACCUGAAGUGAGGUUCACCCUGAGGAAGACACUUGUGUUGGCUCCACAUCACAACUGAAGCGUCAAUCACUAAAAAUGAUGCAAACACACACACUGUAUUUUUUAGUUAAGGAUGGAUAAUUAACUCAAGGGAAGGGUUUUCUUAAAAUAUGCUCUUUUGUCUUUUUUAUCACUAUAAAAUUUUAUAUUUUUAAAUCA